This is a messenger RNA of Verruconis gallopava, 1749 nucleotides long. RefSeq lists its product as uncharacterized. The transcript has a single exon. NCBI's taxonomy places the organism in Eukaryota, Fungi, Ascomycota, Dothideomycetes, Venturiales, Sympoventuriaceae. The record is from RefSeq and is a predicted model, not a curated record. Bases 1 to 1749 code for a protein of 582 amino acids.
AUGGAGGCCUUUUUCAGAGUCGUCUCUCCGAAUCCAGCUGCUAAUUUCGCAUUUGCGAACCUUCUACUUCUAACUGUUUCAACGUUUGUUCCAGAACCUAACCACCUUGGCCGCUUGCUUCACCCUCAACGCUACUUCAACGGCAGAGAUUGGCACCAUCUGAUUUACUAUUUUCUAUGGAUGCCCUCAGCCUGCCUAGCGUCAUCCAUCGCUAAUGCUUUGCUGCGUCCUGCGGACAAACGCUUCUGGAUUGAGGUACUCAGGCAUGUCAACCGACCGCUUGGGAAAUCGGUAAGUCAUAGCAAGAAGAAGCAUACGAAUGAAAGACUGAGAGCAGUGCUUGAGAAUAUGAUGCAGCCGACCAACGUGUACUGCUUGUUGUUGCAACCAACAGACCGUGACAACCUGGUUUCCAUUACCGAGCAUGAUGACAGAAAGCAGACAGUGAAGAUGAUCUUCUUGAGCGAGGGCCAGGCUUUGUUUUUCUUCCUGCUCACAACCACUCUGCAUGAGAGCUCUUUAGGGCUCUUGUUCUUGCUGCCUCUCGUCGCCAAGGUCCUUGCCUAUCUGACAGCGCCUUGUAGGCACGGCCAGUACCAUACUGAAUCCUCCACAGCAGAAAAGGAAGGGCUUUCCACGCGUCGAUCAACGGUUCCGGGAUUAGGCGUAGUGAUUGUCCGCGGCCAGGAAUUUUACGUUCGUCAGUUCGGGAGGAUAGGAACAUACGGGCAAGUAAAGUACGAUUCGGUUACGCGAAGCACUGCGACCGUUGCACGAAACGCAGCACACAAGUCCUCUGUAGCCCUGCUAUCUCUGGCUCAAGUACUUUCAGUCGCUGGGUUUAUGUGGCUCGCAGACUGGGAGCGUGGAGACCUGGUACCAUGGCUAUGGUUCCUGCAACAGACCCUCGCGGUAUUCGCAUGGAUGAGCACGCGCCUUAGCGGUCUGGCGGAUAAAGGUCGCACGGAGGAGUUGCUUGGUAAGGCACUCUCGGAGCAUGGUCACGUAAUUCUUAGAGAUGGGAAGAGCCACUUCGGCAUCCAGGCGAGCCUUGAAACCCAGGUCGUGGAUGGUAGGGAGCAGGUCGAGAAAGUCAUCAAAAUCUUUGAACAGGCUACUGAGUUGAGAAAUGCGAAUCCUGAGUUGUCGACAACGGAAAAUGAAACUGUACGCAAGAAUUCUGCUUCCGGGCCUAAGACGCUGGAGUCAAAGACUGGCAAGAACGAACAUGCCACGCAGAACUCAAGCUGCAGCAACUUGGAGACAGGCAGUCCGAGCCACGCGUUAGAACCGAUGGGCACCUACGUGAUGCAACCAGAUACAGACAGUCUCGACAAGCCAUCCAUGACUCAAGAGACAAACAAAGACGACGAUAAUGACGAAACGAAUAUCUACGAGCACAGCCCACAGACUCCACCGUCGAGGCUUGUGAAAGGUGAUCCCGAGGAGCCGACAAAACCACUGAAAACGGAACCACAAACCAUUGAGUCCGAGAAGAAGGAAAACGCUCCAGAAACCCCCGCGAAGGCAUCAGGAGGAGUCAGCGAGGGUGAUGGAACUAAGGAAAAUAAUUCUGAAGAUAAGAGCGGCGAGGAAGAGGACGAAGAAGAGGACGAAGAAGACGCUCAAAAAACGCCAACACAGCCGCCUGCGAAGCAAGGCGUUCCUAUUCUCGUCUUGGAAGAUGCCUCUCCCGAAGCAACGCAAGUCCGCGCAGAGAGUGGGGGCGAACACAUUGUUGAUGCUUGA